Messenger RNA from Scaptodrosophila lebanonensis, 1479 nucleotides. RefSeq names its product gustatory and odorant receptor 63a (gene Gr63a). Bases 1 to 1479 code for a protein of 492 amino acids. The record is from RefSeq and is a predicted model, not a curated record. The transcript is spliced from 3 exons. Lineage: Eukaryota; Metazoa; Arthropoda; Insecta; Diptera; Drosophilidae. Gene Ontology annotation, molecular function: sweet taste receptor activity. Gene Ontology annotation, biological process: sensory perception of taste. Gene Ontology annotation, cellular component: axon; membrane; dendrite.
AUGGCCAACUACAAUAGACGCAAGAAACCCGAAACGGUAUUUCUGAAUGUCAAGCCAAUUAAUGCGGCCAAUACGCAGAGCUAUUUACAUGGAAUGCGGAAGUAUUCUAUCGGAAUGGCAGAGUGCUUGGAUAAUGACAAUAGAGCACCGGCACUGGGUGACGAAAAACGUUUUUCUGUUGCCACGGUUGGCUCACAGAUUCAUGAGUUUACGCCGAGUGUCUUUUAUCGGAAUAUUGCGCCUGUAAAUUGGUUUCUGCUCCUAAUUGGAGCUCUGCCCAUGGUCCGAAGUGGUCCCGGACGUGCUAGACUGGAAUUGAAGUCCGUAGCAUUUCUCUAUUCGAUUAUAUUCUUCAUUUUUCUUUCGUGCUACGUCGCCUAUGUGGCCUAUCAUCGCAUAGAAACUGUGCGCUCGCUGAGCGGUCCCUUUGAGGAGGCUGUCAUUGCUUACCUCUUUCUGGUCAACAUCUUGCCCAUUGUAAUGAUCCCAGUGCUGUGGUGGGAGACAGACAAGGUGGCCAAACUCUUUAAUGACUGGGAUGACUUCGAGGUGCUCUAUUACCAAACUUGUGGUCACAGUUUGCCGCUGCAUCUGCGCGAGAAGGCCUUAUGGAUUUCCAUAAUACUACCCAUCCUAUCGGUGCUUUCGGUAAUCGUCAUACACACCACCAUGGUCGAUUUGAAUUUGAUGCAGGUGGUUCCCUAUUGUAUACUGGAUAACGUUACCGCCAUGAUUGGUGCCUGGUGGUAUCUGAUAUGCCAGGCUCUGAGCAUAACUGCCAAUUUUCUGGCCCUGCGUUUCCAAAAGGCCUUGAGACAUAUUGGUCCGGCCUCCAUGGUAGCAGACUAUCGCGCCCUGUGGCUGCGCUUGAGCAAAUUGACUCGAGAUACUGGCACUGCCACCUGCUAUACCUUAAUGUUCAUGAGUCUCUAUCUAUUCUUCAUCAUUACGCUUUCGAUUUACGGACUCAUGUCGCAAAUGUCGGCCGGUCUCGGCAUCAAGGAUAUUGGAUUAUUAAUUACGGCAAUGUGGAACGUUUGUCUGCUAUUCUAUAUCUGCGACGAAGCCUAUUAUGCCUCGGCAAAUGUGCGUACAAAUUUUCAGAAAAAAUUACUAAUGGUCGAACUAAAUUGGAUGAAUUCCGAUGCCCAAACCGAGAUAAAUAUGUUCCUGCGCGCCACGGAAAUGGAUCCAUCGAACAUUAACUGUGGUGGCUUCUUCGACAUUAACCGAAAUCUGUUCAAGGGUCUGCUAACGACAAUGGUCACCUAUCUGGUCGUGCUGCUGCAAUUCCAGAUAAGCAUUCCAACAGACACUAGUGGUGAUGACAACAUGAACAUAACCCUGGCUGAUGCCCUGAUGGAUAGUCUGCACAACGAUAUGACACUGUUGGGCUCCAGCUCGACCACGGCAGCAACAACAACUGCAGCCCCAACGGUGCGCACCACAGUCCGAAAUACACGUGGUCGUAAGGGUUAA